Neoarius graeffei (lesser salmon catfish) is the source of this 6931-nucleotide messenger RNA. RefSeq names its product extra spindle pole bodies like 1, separase (gene espl1). The transcript has 32 exons. The coding region runs from base 131 to 6649 and encodes 2172 amino acids. Gene Ontology annotation, cellular component: nucleus; centrosome; mitotic spindle. Gene Ontology annotation, biological process: proteolysis; meiotic chromosome separation. Gene Ontology annotation, molecular function: cysteine-type endopeptidase activity; protein binding. Lineage: Eukaryota; Metazoa; Chordata; Actinopteri; Siluriformes; Ariidae. The record is from RefSeq and is a predicted model, not a curated record.
CCGACAGGCCGAGCGCUAUUUUGAAUAAGUGCGCGAGGCAGCGGUCAGUAUAAACUCCCCACAGGACUGAGCGCUAACGCUAGCGGCUACUGACCGCACACACCGAGACGGGUUCUGGAAGGAAAGAAGAAUGAAAUGUCUAAAAACAGAGGAGUACGUCCAGCGGAUAUCCUGCGUAAAGGACACUGUUGUUCUUCAUGAUGAGCUGAAGAAGCAUGUAAAAGGCGGCCUCGGACCGUUCGGCCGGACGGCAUGUGACCGGAUAAUUCGAGCCUGCAACCAGCGCCUCGGCGGAGGAGGACUUCUUGACCCUGAGCUUCAGGAGCGUCUGGUGGAUCUGGUUGAGCUGGCCACAUGGGGCUACUGCUCCAUCACAGAACCCGGAGUACAGGGUUCCUCGCUUUAUCUAGAGAAGAUCAUCUUCCACAUCCUUCAGAAGCUGGCGACGCACGCAGCUCAUGCUGCUGCGGGUCGACUCGGGGAGCUGAUGUACCUCAGACUGCAGGGAGUGUCCUCGAAGGCUGAAGACUUCAGUGUUCUGGUGCGGAACUGUUUUGCCGUCCUGUGGAACGGCUGGAGCGGUGCUCAGGCCUCCGGUCUGUCGCCGAGAGAGCGACUCAGUGGGCAGCUGCAGGCUCUGCGCUUCCGUCUGCUGGAGGGGACGUCCUCCACCUCAUCGAAAGUACCUCUGUUUGUGGAGGAGGCGCUGAGCGAGUACGAACGUGCACGUGGGAGCUUGUCCCAGGAUGACGCUGCGUUUUUGCUCUCGGCGUUCCGGACACGUUUCCUCAGUGCGCACGUGGAGCAGGAUCACGCACUGACUCCGCCCCUGCUGGCUGUGAGGUGUGAGGCAGUGGUGAAGGUGUGUAAGCCGCUGUGUAAGAGCGGACUGUGGGAUGAAGCGGCGCGGCUGGUGGACGGAGCGCUGGAGUGCGUACAGAAGCUCAGCGAGGUGUUGGGUCUGGUGCUGGUUCUGGCGAGUCGUGCUGUGCGACUGCAUCGAGACCUCGGCGCCGGCGGGGAAUGCAGCAGGGCGUUCACAGAAUGCGCUCGCAUCCUCAGAGGCCUGCCUGCUGCUCUGAGUGACACGGAAAGCCACGCCCUGCUGGAGGCGUGUCAGCUGGUUGUCUGGGCAACAGAGGCGGGGCAGUCGAAAGGCAUGGGCGGAGCUACACUGCUGGCCAGUUUUUCCUUCUGGGAGGAAUAUCAGGAGUUUCUACUCAAGCAGCAAAAGGGCUCGUUCUCACAGCAGCUGCAGUAUUCUCUGUGCUUCAGUCUGUACCAGGGCUUCCUCAGCACCUAUGACAGUUUACACACCUCACAGGACUCAGUCGUUGAAUGUCUGGACAGAAUCCUGUUAUACUGCCAGGCAACAGCAGGACGCAUGAUGACUGAACUUCGCAAACUGUCCAACGACGGCUUCUUACUGAAAGCAGUGUGUGUGGUGAACAAUGUGGUGUACGAGUUAUUUAACAGGAAGCUGUAUGAGGAAGCGUAUGGACUGGUGGAGAUUAUCUGCCAGGAGCUGAGUAAAGACUGUCCAUCCUCUUUCCCUGUGGACAGAGUGAACCGUUGCUUCAUGUUAGCAGUACAGUGCAGUCGACGAGCGUCUCAGUUGGACCGAGCUCUGGAUUGGGUCGUGCGCUGGAUUCAGCUUUUGGGUUCGCGAGUUCUGGAUCAUCUCUCAGAACCGGUGUCACUGUGGGUUAAGACCAAGUGUGACGCUGCGCGGGCCGGAGAGGACGACACGCGCCUCAGGACCCUGAGGGACGGUCUAGGAUCUGCAACAGCGGACGAGGAGGUGUGUGUGCGUCUCCUGGAGGAGGAGCUGCGGGUGUACAAGGAGCAGAGUGGAGACACGGCACAGGAGCGCUAUAACACUCUGUGUGACCUCCUCGAUAUCUGCCAUGAGGAAACCACACACACUCUCCGGCGGGCCUCUUACCUGUGUGAGAUGGCUCAGGUGGUCUGUUACCACGACUUCAGCCAACAGACUGACUGCUCCGCCGUGGAUUUUGCCCAAGAGGCUCUGCGCUUGUUGGAGGAGGAGCCAGAGACGGUGGAGAACUCUGAUAGGCUGAAGGAUGAAAAGGCCCACGCCUCUCUCUGGCUCUAUAUCUGCACGCUUGAGGCCGAUCUACAGGAGGCUGUGGACAUGGAGAAGCGUCUGCGUGCAGUGCAGGACGGCAGUAAGACUGCUGCCGAUCUCGAUCCGGUUCCCAUGAACGAUCUGGAGUAUGAAGACAAGCAGAAAGUCCAGGAGAGUCAGCUGGUGUACGACGGACUGCGCUUCAAUCUGUCUGAACACAACAAACACAUGGAGCCUUUAGAGAAGAGUUUAUCGCUCUGGACGACUCUGCUGAAGGACGGCUCUGUACCUGCAGUGAGGGACCCCAAACACACCACCACCUCCAUCUCACUAAUGGCCUCGCUUUAUACACUCAUGGGCAAGCCUCUGCAGGCUCUGGAGUGUUAUCAGCUGGCUGCAUCUCUCUUCCGGCUCCUGGGUGAUUUCCAGAACAGCGCCGUGGCUUCAUUCCACGCUGCGAAACUCCUUUUGGACCUGGGAUCUCCACAACUCGCACAGGUGCCGUUGGAUCAGGCACAGUGCUGUUUAACUGCAGAUAUGAGCUGUGAGGGAAUGACCAUCCUGUCGGUCACUAACGCACUGCUCAGAGCACAACUCUGCUAUGCGUCAGGAGAGGUGGAAGAAGGUGUACGCAGUCUCUGUGAGGUGUUGAAGGAGACUGCACUACAUCACUCCAAAAGCUGGUAUCUGCUGAAAGCUCGAGCUCUGCAGACUGCCAGUGCCUACCUCAGUCUGGACACGGGGACCCUGCACACACACCUGCGCCAGACCAUUGUCCAGCACGGUUUAAAGACUCCAGACACGACCCAGUAUGAAGCCCUGAAGCUGUUGUGCAGUCUGGUGAUGAUGCUGCUGGGAAACGGCUUUUACGGAGCGCCUGGUCUCAACACAGACACUCAGUUUGUAGACCAAGGGGACAGCGUGGUGUUUAAAUGGCUGUUGCUUAGUGAGGUGUUGCUCUGCUCGGAGAGGAUGGUGCGCUUGAGGAGCAGCAGUGGAACAGCUCAUGAGGCCAAAGCUCAGUGCCUUGAGGCCCUCAAACUUGCCACUAAACUGCACACACUCAGCCACUGUGCUGAGCUGUUGGUGUUGAAGGCUGAACUGGAGUUGAUGAAAGGUGCAGGUGAAGCCAGUGUUUUGGAUCUGGAGCAGGUCAGACACUUGCUGGACUUUUGUACAGAUUUUGGUCAUCAGCAUCAGCAGAAGUCUGAGGUGAAGAUAAAACCCCGUAAAGGCCGCCCGGCUGUGAAAGCCUCCGCCCCCGAGCUCCCGGAGGAGGAAGAGGAGGAUGUGCGUGGGCUCCUGAGCUCUCGCUCAUUGGGCCGUGAAGCUUUAGAGGAGCUGUCUGAGUUGGGGCAGGACGCGUCCCCUCCUCUGAAGCCCAAACGGCAGCGUAUGUUGUCCUGCCUGAGUCAUGCUGAGAGCUGCUCCUGUCCCUGCUGUACUGAACCCAGCCUGGCUCGAGUCAGUGUGCUCUGGGCCCUGGCACAAGCCGACGCCCAGAACGAGGCGCAGAGUUCACGCAGACUACGCCACGUAGCUAAACUUCGCUGUCGCAGCAUCAGCGUGAAACUCUACACCCGCUUGGCAGCACUGGUGCCCGUUAAAUGUUCAGAAAAGCCGUGCAUGCUGCAGCCGGAGAUUGUGAGACUGCAGCUGAGCGCAGUGCUGACACAGCUGUGCUGCGGCGUGGCCGAGACGGGGAAAGCCACCGCUCUGUGGGAGGAGAUAGAGGCAGGGCUGGAGGCUGUGGAGCCCAGAGGGGCACGGUUACCUGAGCUGGGGCCUCUGAAGGCGGCUCUGCUGGGGGCCAAAGCUGUGGCCUGCUGCCUGGCUCUGGCUGGAAAGAAGCAGUGCAGCCCUGAUGAGCUCUUCUCCUCUGUGUGGGGCUGGGCUCCUCCGACGGCUCCUAAAAUCAAAACACAAGUCAAACCCCGAGGAAAGAGCUCCAGCGGUGACAAACCUCUCCCAGCCACAGCACCAUCGGCGAAGAACCUCAUGGAGAUCAAACAGGAGGCCUGUGUAGAACCGGGGGGUAAAAAAACCCGAGAGGUCACUAUCGGUUCCUCGAAGAAACCCAAGACCUCUGUGCCAAAAAUCAGCAUCACGAAGCCUGCCAUGGUAUUUAAAACCCCACGAGCAACCAGAACCCCCAGACCCAGGUCUGUCUCCGUCGUGACUCCGGUUGACAUGGCCACUGACCUGAGUGCGUUUGACUUCACCAACGAGGUUCCUGAUAUUGCAGUCAGCGCCACCCCUCUUCCUGUGGCCAAGGCCACGCCCAGUAGUCGCUCUGGGGUUACAAGAUCAAAGGAUGUGCCAAAGGGUUCCUUCCAGGUUUUUGAAGAUUCGUCCCCACUGCAAGAGAAACCCGUCCCUGUUCCAGCUGCUCCGAAACGGACCAAACGUUCACGCUUUAAGGUGGAGUUCAGUGAUGAGAGCGAUGCGGAGACGGCUGAUGCGCUGGAGACAAAGUCCGAGAAGCGUCCCGUCUCCUGUACACCAAAACCCCCCUCCGAGCCCUGUCUGAGCCGAGCUCCAGCGCAGGACCGGCCCAGACGCACAAGAACCACCAAGAAAAGCACCGCCCUGUGUACCAGCGGUGCCUCCUCCGAGGAAGAAACGCAGCCACGACGGGGACGGUCCAGAAAAGCUCAGAGCUCCGAUGACGUGGAGAAACCGGAGAGGAUGAGGAUGAUCCGAGAGGAUGAGGUUGGAGACGGGCUGGAUAUCAGCCUGGAGGACCUUCAGGAGUCUGACUCGGAGAUGGUGAACGCAGGAAGUGCAGCUGACGGCCCUGACGCUGACUGUGAGGUGCUGAGGAGAGACCUGGGAGCAGAUCUGACCAGAGACUGUGUGAAGGAGCUCAGGAGCUCUGGACAGGCAGGAAUACCAGUACCCCACACACACGUCACACCAGGUGAGCUCUCAGUGGAUGGGAUCCAAUCACUUUUGACCUCCUCUUGGCUCCUUGUCCAUCAUUUUCCAAACCCCUCCCUCUACCCACACCUGUGCUCGCUGCUCGCCCUGUUACUCGGCCCGUCUGAUCCCAUCACCACGGCGAUGCUGCAUGCUCAGUCACUGGGUGUGUCCUCUCGUCACCAUAUGACUCGUCACCUGGCCAGUCGGAUUAGGAAGCUGAAGAAGUCGAACGGUGAUGUUGUGGAGAGUCUGAGCGGACUGAGUCUGGAGGAAUCCUCCAAUCACACGCAGACAAAGACUCUGUCUGCACUCGAGAGGAUUUACUCCUUCACCUGCACACAGCCGACUCAGUUCCCGCACGCGCACUGCCGAGAGUUCACGCAGCAGCUCAAACACCUGCCCACAGGUGUAACUGUGUGUUUGCUGUCUCUCGUGGGGGCGUGUCCUGGUGACAUUGGCAGCACCAUUCUUAUCUCACGACUGGAGCGUGACUCCACCCCCAUCACCAUGAGGAUCCCGACUGCACGAACACACCGCUCUAUGGCUGUGCUGCUGGAGGAGAUGGAGGCGGUGCUAGAGGGCCAGAAGAAGGUCAGCGCAGUAGCAGACAAGGCACAGUGGUGGGAGGGCAGGAAGGCUCUUGACGCUCGAGUGCAGAAACUUCUUGAGGACAUGGAGGCGGCUUUGGGUGUAUGGCGAGCAUUGCUCCUCCCCUUGACCUCUGACCCUGAGCUCCCAGCUCAAAUGAAACUCCUUCAGUCAUCACUAAAAGGAAUGAAGAUCACAGUGGACAUGCUGAAGGUGAUUCUUUCCGCAGCUCCUCUGCUGUCUCGCUCUGACCUGCAGUCUCUGUGUGAGGGGGCGUGUCUGCAUGACGGAGACUUCCUGAAGCUGCUACAGAAGAGUGUGUGUGAGCUGAAGUGGAGAGAGGAACCGCGUGGACACACAGUCCUCAUCUUAGACAAGUAUCUUCAGAAGCUGCCAUGGGAGAACAUCUCGUGUUUAAAGCCUCGUUCUGUCACUCGUAUGCCUUCACUGCACGCUGUACUGGGGCACAGUCAUCUCCGAGAGGUGGAUCCAGACUGCGUGCUGUCCCGUGGUGUUGAUCCUCAACAGGUUUAUUUUGUUCUGAACCCUGAUGGAAACCUGCCUGAGACGGACAAGCGCUUCAGAGACUGGUUUACUGGUGAGCAGGCGUGGAAGGGUGUGUGUGGAGCUCCUCCUGAUCCUGAUCAGCUCCAGGAGGUCGUCGCCACUAAAGACCUGUACAUUUAUGUGGGACACGGAGCUGGAGCGCGCUUCCUGGACUCUCAGCGGCUGCUCCGAGGGAACGUUCAUGCCGUGGCGCUGCUCUUCGGGUGCAGUAGUGCUGCGCUCAGUGUGCAGGGAAACCUCGAGGGAACUGGAAUCACCCUCAGCUACCUCACCGCUGGGUGCCCGUUAGUGUUGGGGAACCUGUGGGAUGUGACGGAUCGUGAUAUCGACCGCUUCACCUCUGCCCUCUUACAGUCCUGGCUCUCCGGGGGCUCAGGCUCCUCCCUACUCCAGCAUCUGGUCCAAUCACGUGAUGCCACACACCUCAAACACAUGAUCGGCGCUGCACCGGUCGCCUACGGCCUUCCUGUACACCUGUGUUAACGCACGCCAUCCGUUAGCGUCAGUCCUGUUUUUACAGAGUCUUACUGAACAUGUUUGCAGCGUUGAUGUCGCAUAAUCGCAUCGCAUGAGGAAAGUAACGCAUACUGUGUUUACAGCUUCAUUAAUACAUGACGCAGUGUAUUUUGAAUACUUGUUUUAAAUUUGUUUCCAAUUUUAAAGUGCUGUGUAACACAUUAACUUAUUAAAUUUAUGAAAUAGAUUUUUCACAUUUGACAUUGUGCAGUUUCACUAAAAAUAAAAGUUGAAAGUUACUUUCGCAAA